AUGUUUGUGAAAACAGUGAUCGCAGGUGUUGUAAGUGAAGUGUUGAAUGAAUCACGUGUGCAACAACAGAUGGAUACAAAGAAUAUAGACUCGGCAUCAAAACUGUCAUGUUUGAUGCAAUACUGUAAAGGUAAUGCCAGGAGGAUACUUAAUUGCUGUGAGACUAUGGAUCCAGAAGAUGGAUAUGUUCAAGCACUGAAAAUUUUAGAAGAAAGAUAUGGGAAUAAUUAUGAAAUUUCACAGAAAUGGAUACAGAGGAUUAUAAACAGACCUAAUUUAAAGGGACCCUCCGAGCUUAGAGAUUUUGCUGAUGACCUCAAGUGCUGUUAUCAGACUUUAAAGAACAUGGGUCAUGAGAAAGAGUUAGACAAUGCAGCUAGUUUACAGGCCAUCUGGAGGAAAUUACCGCAGUACUUGCAAGACAGAUGGUCUCAUGAAAAUCAUAUUAUAAAGAAAGAUCAGAAGCGAAUACCGAAGUUGAAGGACCUGGUCGAUUUCAUUACUGAUGGAGCAGAAAAAGCUAAUGACCCCAUAUUUUCUAGAGUUUCUUUCAGUGAGCUCAGAAGGGAUAAAGAAAUCAGUCUUAAGGGAGCUGAGAAGAGGAGAAUUGGAAGCUUUGCUGUGAAAGCCAGCUCAGUGAAAAAGCAGUUAGUUACAUCUGAGAAUAGAACACAGAAUUCUGACGGCUGCCCUUGCUGUGGACAAGAACAUUAUAUGACUCAGUGUUUACGAUUCAAAGCCAUGAAGAUUAAGGAUCGUAGGAACUUUGUGAUGUCAAAAGCAUUGUGUAUAAAUUGUUUUGCCAAGGGACAUAUAGGGAAAACCUGUCCCAGAAGUUUUGUAUGCAACAUUAGUGGAUGUGGCCUCAAACACAACAAGUUUCUUCAUAUGCCAACUAGACUGCAGGUUGGUUAUGUGGACAACACAGGGAAUCCAAUUCUAGUAUCAGAUCAGAAUAUAUCAACCACAUCAUCAUCAAUCACAACAAAUCAGAGCAGCCAUUAUGUUCGUACAUGUGGAGGUAAACUUGCUAUGCCAAUUGUACCUGCAAGAGUGUGGCGUCCAGGCUCUGAUGUCUACAUUGACACUUAUGCUAUGCUUGAUCCUGGUAGUAACGCUACUUACUGCAGUGAGUUUCUGUGCAAUCAUUUAGGAGUCCAAGGAACUAUGCAAUUUGAGUUAACCACACUUACACAGAACCGAAUGUCUGUGGAAACAACAGUAGUGUCUUUAACUGUUUCCAGUGUGACAGAUCAACACAAUGUUGUGCAGUGGCCGCACCUUAGAGAUUUGGAUAUACCAGAAGUGAAGGCAGACCAAGUGCACUUACUGAUUGGCCAAGACUCUUCAGACUUGUUGCUGCCAACUGAUGUCAAAAGAGGUAAACAGGGAGAACCUUUUGCCUUGCUCACACCACUAGGCUGGGUCAUAAAUGGACCAGUGAACCCUUUUGGUAAGUCGACUAAUUUUUCAUAUUUGAUACAGGCAAGUGUACCAUUGGAAGGUGAUAUGAAGAGACUAUGGGAGAUAGAGGAUGCCUUUGCAGAAGAGAAGGGCUGGUCAGUUAGUGACCAGAAAGCAGUUGACACAUGGAACAGUACACUCCAGGUGAUAGAGGGACAUUAUGCAUUGAGUAUACCAUUCAAGGCACAGCGACCUAGUUUACCUGACAACAAAUUCCUAGCCGAGAAGAGAAACCAGAAAAGUGUCGCUUUGUUUUUUGACUGUGCUGCCAAGUAUGGUGGCUCUUCACUCAAUGAUCAUGUGCAUCAGGGACCAGAUUUGACCAAUGGACUUGUUGGUGUUCUGUUGAGAUUCCGACAAGGAGCAGUGGGAUUUAUGGCGAUAUAG
Molecule: messenger RNA, 1851 nt
Organism: Penaeus vannamei (Pacific white shrimp)
Lineage: Eukaryota; Metazoa; Arthropoda; Malacostraca; Decapoda; Penaeidae
Source: RefSeq, a predicted model, not a curated record